Molecule: messenger RNA, 1303 nt
Organism: Tetranychus urticae (two-spotted spider mite)
Lineage: Eukaryota; Metazoa; Arthropoda; Arachnida; Trombidiformes; Tetranychidae
Product: putative methyltransferase DDB_G0268948
Molecular function (GO): S-adenosylmethionine-dependent methyltransferase activity
Source: RefSeq, a predicted model, not a curated record
UAUUUUGUUGAAAUGAAGGGUAGAUUCAAGUGUUGAUCAACAACUUGCGGCAGUAUUAAAUUCAAUUAGUGCUUUCUUUUGAUUGAAAAUUGAAAAUAAUGACAAACAGGCAAUAUGAUUCAAGCCAAGUAGCUUCGAUUUACAUUGAGGUUCGACCAACUCCAUCCCAUGAGUUGAUUAAUUCAAUUAUAAAACAACUUUCCAAACAUUGUCCACCCAAUAGCAACAAUAAAUGGUCUCGAGCAGUUGACGUUGGUUGUGGCUCAGGUCAGGCGACAUUCAAGUUAGCUGAUUACUUUGAUCAGGUUAUUGGUUAUGAUAUAAGUGUACCUCAAAUCAAAGAAGCAAUUGAACGGAAUAAAUUUGACAAUGUAACUUUCAAGAUAAGUCCUGGAGAAGAGAUUGAUUUAGAGGAUAAUUCGGUUCAAUUAAUAACGGUGUGUGAAGCUCUUCAUUUUUUCAACAUUGACAAAUUCAACUCCAAAGUCGAUUCCCUUUUAUCGAAAAAUGGUUUAUUCGCCACGAUUGGCUACUAUCCAGUCCCAAAGUGUAUUCGUCUUGAUGACACAACUGUCAACCUUGAUCGAAUAUCAAAUAUUUUUGAAAGAACCUUCCAACUAUGGCAAGAUCAUGGAUACCCAGUGCAAGUAUUUGUUGAGCGUGUUUUGAAUAAGUAUCGUGGACUCAAUUUACCCUUCGAUAAGGUCUGUUAUGAAGAUACAUUCGUAACCACAUUGAGGCGACCAGCAACUUACCUUAUUGAUUUAAUUAACUCUCUUGGAACCAGUGAGUUAUUCCGAAGCAAAUAUCCAGAGAAGGAUGAGAUUCUAAUGAAUGGCAUCAAAAAAGAUUUACAUGAGAUAUUCGGAACAAAUGAUUUAUCUUCAGUUGAAAUUGAAGCUUCAUUUGAAUAUUUCGUUAUCUGUUUCAAGAAGUGAAUGAUUAUUUUCUGUAUAUCACCAUUCGAAAUGAUCCACGAAAUUUUAUUUUAUUAAUAUUCUCAAUGUUUCAUCUUUUAAAACUAGUUACCUGAAAACAAUCAGUAAUGAAAGACGGCGAAAACAGGUAUUGUGUUAUUAUUUUGUAAAUAAUAAAAUUGACUUUCGGACUAUUGUUUUAUUAUCGACUCUUAAUUGUAAAAUGCAAAGCAUUGAUUGAUUAAAUUUAAUUGAUUUCAUUGUAGUGUCAAAGAUCCUGACCAAGGGCGAGAUCAGUUAACUUACAAGGGAAGGUGCAAUUUCAUUGUAAUGUCAAAUAAAAUCAAUUGGUAAACGCCAUUUAUGCUUCUUAUCUACCCAUUGAA